AUGCUCUUGCAAAAGAUUGGGCCGCGCAAGUACAUCUCUAGCCAAGUAAUUCUAUUCGGUUUCGUCGCAACUAUGCAAGUAUUUCUAGUCGACCGCAAGGGUUUCUUGGCUUCGCGUAUGAUGCUUGGUCUUGCGGAGGCGGGCUACAUUCCAGGAGCCUGCUACACCCUUUCAACUUGGUACACGAAGAAAGAACUAGCCAAACGCAUCGCAAUCUUCGGAAACGCUUUGAGCCCUAUACUGGCAUCUGGCAUCCUCAAGCUCGAAGGCGAACGUGGGCUGCGUGGCUGGCAGUGGCUUUUCCUAGACACCCCCGAUCCGCUGUUGAGCCCAGGUCUCAUCCGAUUCAAAGGCUCAGAGAAGAGUAUCAUACAAAGGCGCCUAGAGGUAGAUGACAAAGAGAAGCGUGGCGGCGCUCAAGGAAUGCGAAUUCCUCCAAAGCUCGUAUGGAAGACUAUUCUGCACUGGAAACGCUGGCCACAUUUUCUGAGCAGCUUUGCCGUCUUCUCCACCUGGAGCCCUCUUACCACUUACACGCCUACCAUCAUUAUGAAUCUCGGCUUCAACCGCAUCCAGGCCAAUGCUCUUGCUGCAGUGGGCGCGUCACUCGCUUUGGUCGUCGUCUUCGUUUUUGCCUAUAUCAGUGACAAGACCAAUAAGCGUGGAUUCUCAGUAAUAGGAGCUCAGUUUUGUUAUCUGAUUGUCUUGGUCGUUGCGCGCACGGCACACCCUCAUGUGGGCAAGUGGUCACGCUGGGGGCUUUGGACGGCUGUGAACAGCUUCGCGGUUGGGUAUCACCCUGUCAACAACUCAUGGGUGCAACUCAACUGUCUCAGCGGCCUUCAGGCUGCCUAUUCCGCCCAACAAGCCGGGCUUUCAGUCGCAGUCGUCGAAGCUCGAGAUCGUGUGGGCGGCAAAACGUGGAGCGUGCCGCUGGCCUCUGGACGAGGCGUCGCUGAUCUGGGUGCUGCCUGGAUAAACGAGAAUACGCAAAGUCGUAUGGCGGAAUAUGUCAAGAAAUUCAAACUACCGACAGUAUCGCAGAGACUCAAAGGUACUGCCGUCAUGCAGCUGGCCGACAGCAGUAGGGUCGAGUUUCCGUUCGGCAUUAUACCCGAGUUUUCUGUUGAGGAAAAGGAGAACCUCGAGAAGAUUCGCGACCAUAUCCAAGCCGUCUCUUUGAAGCGCGAAGCUCCUAGGAGAGAGGACGACGGGGUAUCUCUUGACCAAUAUGUGCGAAGUCUUGGUGCUCUUCCAAAGACGGUGGAGAUGAUCAACCUAUGGGCUAGAGUGAUGCAUGGAGUUGAUUCCAGCCAAGAGUCAGCAGCUUUCUUCAUUGACUAUUGCCGACGCAAUGGGGGCCUAUUCUCGAUUCGUGCUGAUGAUCAGACGGGGGGCAACUAUCAGCGCUUUCACGGCGGCACGCAACAGAUCGCAAAUGGCAUUGCCAACUUGAUCGGAGAAAGCAACAUCCAUCUUUCGGCCCCUGUCGCUGCAAUUGAGAAUCAUCAAACCCACGUUGUUGUCAUCACGUCUAGAAACCAGCGUUUCUUAGGAAGAAAGGCCAUCAUCUCUGUGCCAAGCGCUAUGCUUCGCGAUCUCAACAUCUCACCAUUAUUGCCUCAAAGGGUCCGGGAGGUCACCGACUCGUCAAAGCUUGGACACUACAACAAAGCGAUCUUGUACUAUGACAGACCUUGGUGGAGAGAUCUUGGAUUCAAUGGUUUCUUCAUGAGCUACAAGGGACCUGUCUGUGUAGCACGCGACACCAGUGUCGACGAGACCCAGAGCUUUGCUCUCACCUGUUUCGUCAACGGCAAAUUUGGGGAAGAUUGGUCAAAGCUGUACCCCCACGAGCGUCGUCAACUUGUUAUAAAGCAGGUAGCCGAGGUUUUCAACGUCGACGUUGACUCGGAAGCGUUUCGUCCUAUCGAAGUCUUUGAUCAGAUAUGGAAGCACGAGCAGUUCAGCCAGGGAGCGCUUGCACCCAUCACUGAGAUUGGCCACUUCACAGAGUACGCUGAUGUGUACGGAAAACCGGUUGGCAAUCUUCAUUUCGUUGGCACAGAGUACUCGACCGAGUGGAAGGGUUACAUGGAAGGGGCGCUAUGUUCAGGGGAGCAAGGAGCCAAGGAGGUUCUUGAGGCCCUCCAACGUGCGCCUCGGGCAAGUCUUUGA
Messenger RNA from Colletotrichum lupini, 2178 nucleotides. Its product is annotated as amine oxidase B. Gene Ontology annotation, biological process: transmembrane transport. The coding region runs from base 1 to 2178 and encodes 725 amino acids. The transcript is spliced from 8 exons. Gene Ontology annotation, molecular function: transmembrane transporter activity; oxidoreductase activity. NCBI's taxonomy places the organism in Eukaryota, Fungi, Ascomycota, Sordariomycetes, Glomerellales, Glomerellaceae. The record is from RefSeq and is a predicted model, not a curated record.